This is a messenger RNA of Alternaria viburni, 1197 nucleotides long. RefSeq lists its product as uncharacterized. The transcript is spliced from 2 exons. The record is from RefSeq and is a predicted model, not a curated record. Bases 1 to 1197 code for a protein of 398 amino acids. NCBI's taxonomy places the organism in Eukaryota, Fungi, Ascomycota, Dothideomycetes, Pleosporales, Pleosporaceae.
AUGUCGAAUAUCGAUCUCGAAAACCCCCGCACCCUCAACAUCAAGAUGUCGUUCCCAAUCCUCAUCUCUUAUAUCGGUCUCUACGUCGGAACCUACUACCUCAGUCCCACUGGCCCCGGGUCCGAGCACCGCGACGGCGACUCCGGACGUAUACCACCUCUGGCGAUCGUGCUCACGCUUCUCGGCCCUGAACUCAUUCAAAAAGCUUUUGCUGUCAUGACUGCAAUUUCGAAGACAGAGUCUCCAUGUUUCGGUUUCGGGUGGCUGGCUUAUAGCUUGUCACUCUUAUCGUCGGUCACGUCUGGCAGUGGUGAUUUGAUGCGGGAACCGGAGUGCGAUGUGACGGUUCUGGACAUGAGCACGGGGAAGAGACGGUUGAACAAGGAUUUUGCUGUUGCGAGGCUGCUCCGUGAUCUGGAGCUUCGCUGUGUUCCGCCCAGCAUCGAUGGCAAGUUUGACCAGGAUAGCGAGGUUGUCGUCGAGGUCCUCCAACCCACUGGCACAUCCUCAGCUUCCGCUUCCCUCAGGAACCUACUCCAAAGCGGCAGCUUGAGGACCGCAAUCCUCCAAUUCUGUCUUGCCGGCGCAUUCUGGCUCUACUACGCCGACCUCUCGCCCCUUCUGCUACUCAGCAUAUCGAUCUUGCUUAUCGAAGCUACAGCCAGCCUACCCGUCUGGACUGCUCAGAAAAACGCUUCCCUUACCCGGAAUAGUCAGAAAGGCGCGUACGCACUCAUGCGCGACACCGACUCCCCACCCAGCCACAUCUACAUCAUCCAGCCCUCGCCAACGGCAUCCACCAAGGCCGACAACAUGACCACACAUCACGACACAUCCACCAACGCCUUAAACCCCUGUAUCGCACCCGCCAUCCUCAUCGCCGGAGCUUUCUUGAACCAAGCACUCCUUUACACCCAGCUCUCAGAUAACGCAGCGAGUGCUAUGCUGCUCAUCAUGUUCGUUGGUACGAUUAGUAACCUUGCUAUCGUUGCUGUGCCGCGCGUGCCACAGGUCGAUGGUGUGAAACUGGGAUCUGUUGGUGUGAUGAAGGGGAAGGGCAGUGCUGUGGAGGUUUUGAAGGAGGUUGAGGCGGCGUUUGAGGGGUAUGGAGAGGUACUGCUGAAGCAGUGUUUCCCUGAGAUAAUCGGGAACUGGGGGCGUGGGAUCGAGAAGGAGAGGAUGGGGGAGAUGGAUUGA